AUAACCACUGUUGCCCCCCUCAGGCCUGUGUGUGCACCCCACCCCAGCCAUGGCCCAGGUCAGCAUCAACGAGCUACCUGAGAACAUCCUGCUGGAGGUAUUCACACACGUGCCCGCCCGCCAGCUGCUGCUGAACUGCCGCCCCGUCUGCAGCCUCUGGCGUGACCUCAUCGACGUCGUGACGCUCUGGAAGCGCAAGAGCCUGCUGAAGGGCUUCAUCACCGAGGACUGGGACCAGCCCGUGGCAGACUGGAAGAUCUUCUUCUUUCUCUGCAGUCUCCGCAGGAACCUCCUGCGCAACCCAUGUGCUGAAGAGGAUAUGACAUCAUGGCACAUCGACUCCAAUGAGGGGGACAAGUGGAAGGUGGAGAGCCUCCCUGGAGCACACGGGACAGAUUUUCCUGACUCCACAGUCAAGAAGUACUUUGUCACAUCCUAUGGCAUGUGCCUCAAGUCCCAGCUUGUGGACCUCAAAGCCGAGGGCUACUGGGAGGAGCUGCUGGACACGUUCCGGCCCGACAUUGUGGUUAAGGACUGGUUCGCUGCCAGAGCAGACUGUGGCUGUACCUACCACAUCCGAGUACAGCUGGCCUCGGCCGACUACAUCAUCUUGGCCUCCUUCGAGCCCCCGCCUGUGACCAUUGAGCAGUGGAACGAUGCCAGGUGGACAGAGGUCUCCCACACCUUCUCGGAUUACCCUCCAGGCGUCCGCCACAUCCUUUUCCAGCACGGAGGCCAGGACACCCAGUACUGGGCAGGCUGGUACGGGCCCCGCGUCACCAACAGCAGCAUCAUCGUUAGCCAUAAGAUGACUCGGAACCAGGCCCCCUCCAGAGGUCAGCCGGAGACCACGCAGGGGCAGGAGGAAGCUGCCCACUUGCCCUCCCCACUUGAUCUCCACAGGCCCUUCUGACAGUCCAUCAUCUGACAGCCAUUCAUCCGUCCUCUGUCUGGGCCAGCCGAAUGCCGAAGGUUCCCUCCAGGCAAGAGCUGAGCAUGUAGUGGGCAGCGAGGGCCCCUGCCCUGGGAGCUCUUGCCCUAGUUCCAACCUUGGGCAGACCCACCAGCGUCUGGUAACGUACUGUCACAUAGCUCUGACAUUUUGUCAUAACAAACGUUUACAGUAAAACCAGGCUGGGGUGGGUCUAGGGGUGGGGGGUAUAGGGGUCCUUGGCACUUUGGCAGAGAAGCAGCCCUCCCACUCUGGUUACUGACAGCCCAGCUCAGCCCUUGGGGCCCUUUUAUUGAAACAGCUCACAGCACAGUAUUGGAGACAGACAGUGUUGGCCGGCCGAAUCCAGGAGGCUGAGACAUCGUGGUCCCAGCACCCUUCCCUGCCCUCCUCUGGAGAAGCCCUCAGUGAAGGCAACCAGACCUGAGCAGCCCCAGGCUGGAGGAGG
Messenger RNA from Ceratotherium simum simum (southern white rhinoceros), 1400 nucleotides. The record is from RefSeq and is a predicted model, not a curated record. NCBI's taxonomy places the organism in Eukaryota, Metazoa, Chordata, Mammalia, Perissodactyla, Rhinocerotidae.